GGCCCCCCAGUGUUAGAUCAUAUUCUGAAAAGUGGGAGCUAUGGCUGUGUUACUACUAGAGGAUUGGUGCAAAGGGAUGGACCUGGACCCCAGGAAAGCCCUGCUGAUUGUGGGGGUCCCGGUGGAGUGUAGCGAGGCUGAAAUCAAAGAGACAGUGAAGGCAGGCUUGCACCCCCUUUGCACCUACAGGGUGCUGGGCAGGAUAUUCAGGAGGGAAGACAACGCUAAGGCGGUCUUCAUCGAAUUGGCCGACACGGUCAAUUACGCGACCAUGCCCAAUCAGAUACCGGGCAAGGGAGGCCCCUGGGAAGUGGUAGUGAAGCCCCGUAACCCAGAUGACGAGUUUAUCAAUAGGCUAAACUACUUCCUGAAAGAUGAGGGCCGCAGGAUGGCAGACGUGGCCAUCACCCUGGGCUUCGGCGCGCUGGGGGAGGGCGGAGCCUGGGGGCUUGGGCCUGCUCGGGCCCUGGCGCUGCCGCUGCUGAAGGAGAGCAUGUGGUACCGGAAACUGAAAGUGUUUUCGGGAAAUGCUGAGCCGGCGUCAGAGGACGAGAACUUUGAGGUGUGGCUAGAGCAGGUCACCGAGAUAAUGGCGCUGUGGCAAGUGUCUGAGGCCGAGAAGAGGCGGCGUCUGCUGGAGAGCCUGCGCGGCCCGGCCCUGGCCAUCAUGCGCGUGCUCCGGGCCAACGACGCAGCCCUCACCACAGAGCAGUGCCUGGACGCCCUCAAGCAGAUCUUCGGGAGCAAGGAGGACUGCAGAACCUCGCAGUUUAAGUUUCUCCAGACCUUCCCCAAGGCUGGAGAGAAAAAUUCGGCUUUCCUGCUCCGGCUGGAGCCCCUGCUGCAAAAGGCUGUCAGAAGCAGCGACACCAUCCGCCUGAAACACAUGCUGGCUCGUGCCGCCCCGACCCCCACGCUCAGGGGCAAGCUCGAGCUGCUGGAUCAGAGAGAGUGUCCCCCCACUUUCCUGGAGUUAAUGAAGCUCGUUCGCGAUAAGGAGGAGUGGGAGACCACCAUGGCGGUGACGAGGGAGAAGCAGCGGCAGGUGGGCAGGGCCCGCAGGGCCUCUGACAGACAGGCCAGGGCGGAGAGCAGCGGCCCGCCCCCGCAGGCGGUCGUGCAGGAGGGGCUGUUCCAGGACAGCAGCACCCAGACCAUCCAGAGAGGGUUGAGGCUGUCGCUCAAGCGCAGGCAGCCGUCCUGCUCCCACAGCAGCGGGGAGGCCGACCAGGGCCAGGCGGUGUGCCCCGGGGCGGAGCGCCCACCUCCGGCCAAGCAGAUGCCUCAGCCUGCAGUAGAGCAGUCGGGAAACGAGUUGGGGGCUGGGGCCAUGAGCCACCCCGAGCCCUAGAAAGCACAGGCUCACAACACUCAGAAACCCCUUCUCCCAGUGGGUUGCUGAGAGAGAUUAAGGAGGAGAGGGCGCAGUCCCCACCGACAGCAGGGGACUG
This is a messenger RNA of Talpa occidentalis (Iberian mole), 1451 nucleotides long. RefSeq names its product paraneoplastic antigen-like protein 5. The record is from RefSeq and is a predicted model, not a curated record. Lineage: Eukaryota; Metazoa; Chordata; Mammalia; Eulipotyphla; Talpidae.